Messenger RNA from Linepithema humile (Argentine ant), 928 nucleotides. Lineage: Eukaryota; Metazoa; Arthropoda; Insecta; Hymenoptera; Formicidae. The record is from RefSeq and is a predicted model, not a curated record.
AUACAUCGGACGUAAAUCACACAGUUUUCAUGACAUUGGUAGUCCUAAAAUAUUCGCGUUAAACUCUUAAAACAUCACCUGUUAUAACUUUAAAUAAUUAUAGGUAGUUCUGUCUAACAAUGGAUAAAAAUGUUUUUGGCAGACAGAUAAAUGAACAACUACUGAAUGAUCAAUCGGGUUACAAAAUACCUCGAUCUGUUACAAGCAAGAAUAACGAUAACAACAUUAAUAAUUAUGGAAACAUUUUUCUCACUACGACAGGAGAAAUUAGUUCAGAUUACAUACAUCGAAACAAUUUUUUAGAAAACAAGAGACCUAAUGUUUCUUUUAUGGAGAACACAGUAGAUAACGAUGAACAGUUCAUUUCAAACAUGAAAAAAAUAAUUGAUAAGAAUUAUAUCAUGUACAACAAAGAAAAUUGCAGCAUAAGAAAUUUCCAAAGCAGAUUAUCAAAGAAAAAGAAAAGUGCACUUACCGACGAAGAUCAGAAUCUAAUGAAACGGUUUAAAAAAUCUGUGGACGACAACAAAACUAUGUCUGUAUUUCCGCAAAAUAUACAGCAAUCUGUAACUACAACUCCUGUUAGCAAUCGCAAUUAUUCAGUGAGUGCAAGUAUCCCACAGAUUACUUCAACUUUUGCAUCGCAUAAUAAGAGUUUAAGAAACAACACAAAUCCAUUACUGUUUCAUGUUACUUUAAAGGUGCAGAAAAAUGAUCAAUUGAUGCUACCUGAAACUACAAAAUCUGCCACUGAAAUAGAAACCGAGCAAUUCUGUUAUAAAAUGCAGUACUUUACAUCGCCCCAAGAAAAUUAUUAAAUAAUUUACAGUUUAUUAUGACAUAAUUUUGAUAAUUUAUUAUAAUAUUAGAAACAAAAGUUUGAAUAUUUAUUACAUUUUAUCAUUUGUUCAAAGUAGAAUAGUUUUUG